Catharus ustulatus (Swainson's thrush) is the source of this 393-nucleotide messenger RNA. Its product is annotated as scale keratin-like. Gene Ontology annotation, molecular function: structural constituent of cytoskeleton. Lineage: Eukaryota; Metazoa; Chordata; Aves; Passeriformes; Turdidae. The transcript has a single exon. The record is from RefSeq and is a predicted model, not a curated record. Gene Ontology annotation, cellular component: intermediate filament. Bases 1 to 393 code for a protein of 130 amino acids.
AUGUCCUGCUACGAUCUGUGCCCACCCAGGACCAGCUCAGAGCUGUGCCCCCCCAGGAGCAGCGUGGCCGUGCCCCAGCCCAUCGCUGAGAGCUGCAACGAGCUGUGCGCCCGCCAGUGCCCUGACUCAUCGGCCUUGAUCCAGCCGCCGCCCGUGGUGGUCACCUUCCCCGGGCCCAUCCUCAGCUCCUUCCCCCAGCAAGCCGUGGUGGGCUCCUCCGGAGUUCCAGCCUUUGGCGGCUCCCUGGGGCUGGGCGGCCUCUACGGCGCCAGUGCCACCCAGGCCUCGGGAGGCCUCUGCACCUUUGGUAGAGCCUGGGCUGCUCCUUCCUGCAGCCCUUGCACCUUUCCCCGCUACAGCAAGAGGGUCUGGGACACCUGUGGGCCCUGCUAG